UCUCUCUCUCUCUCUCUCUCUCUCUCUCUCUCUCUCUCUCACUCCAAUUACUGGGAGCGGUUGGCAGCGUCUGUGCUUGCACCUACACCACCACCGGAAAGGGAUGAUAGGCGAUCAUCUUGUUCAGGAGUAAGAGAGGCAGCAGAGUCAAAGGGCUGGACUAUGGUUCUGGAACAUGGCUUUGCGGCCCGCUCCCGGAUCCUGGGAGCCCCCAGCAGCUACCUGGCGCUCCUGCUGCUCCUGUCUCUGCACGCCACCCAGGUGGUCCAGUCCGACAUCGAGUUCCCCCGGGACCGCCACUUCUCAUGGCGAGAAGGUCAGUGGGGUCACUGCACGGGCGAGGAGUGCGGCUCCGGCGGGCUCCAGACCCGGACGCUGUGGUGCGUCCACACCGAAGGCUGGACCACCCACCACUCCCACUGCCCGCAGGCGGACAAGCCCGCGAGCCGGCGGCCCUGCUUCAAGGUGUGCGAGUGGCACCAGGACCUCUUCGAGUGGGAGGUGUCUCCCUGGGGCGACUGCUUCCUGGUGCCCUUCCUCGCCAACGAGCUGAGGCCCCGCCCCUCGGAGUGCGUGACGGCGCAGCACGGCGUCCAACGCCGCUCGGUUCGCUGCGUGCGCACGGCCAACCGCACGGCCGUGGCCACGCGGAUCUGCGAGUUCUUCUCCGGGAGGCCGUGGGCGGAGCAGGCCUGCCUGAUCCCGUGCCCCCAGGACUGCGUGGUGUCGGCGUUCACGGCCUGGUCGGGCUGUAGCAGGACCUGCGGCGCCGGCCUGCAGCACCGCACCCGGCACGUCCUGGCCACGCCCGUGUUCGGCGGGGCGCACUGCCCCAACCUCACCCAGACCCGGACUUGCUCCCACCCGAUCCCCUGCCCGUCGGGGGCCAGCGAGCACCGCUACAGCCUCAAGGUGGGCUCCUGGAGCGAGUGCCGGCUGCCCCACCACAAGGACCUGGGGUCGCUCGGAGGCAAGACGGCGGUGGACUACAGCGCCACCGCCGCCACCCCCGUGGAGAAGAACCUAGUGAAGCGGCACGCGCAGGACUCCCUGCUCACUCACCUCCCCCUCCCCCACCCCCACCACCAACACCACCACAGCCAGAACCUCCACGGUCAGCACCACCCCCACCACCACCUCCGCCGCCUCCACCACCUCGACACACAGCCCCAUCCCUUCAGCGGCCGCAUGUCCUGGGAGCUGGAGGUGGGAUAUCAGACGCGGCAGGUCCGCUGCACGCGGAGCGAUGGCAAGAACUCCAUGCUGAGUCUUUGUACCCAGGACGACUCCCCUUUGACCUUCCAGUCCUGUGUGAUGCCCAAGGACUGCGAGACGUCUGAUUGGUCCUCGUGGAGCCCCUGCUCCAAGACCUGCCGCUCCUCUGACCUGUCGCCCGGGUACCGGGUCCGGGCGCGGACGAUGGCGCAGAUUCCCAUUGGUGGAGGGAGAGAAUGCCCCACCCUUGAGGAAAAGGAAGCCUGCAACAUCAUCGGAGACCUGCUACCAAACUGCCCCAGGUUCGUGUGGAGGACCACCGACUGGGGCCUGUGUCGCGUGAGCCCCCUGCUGGGCCCUCAUGACCGGCGUGCGGGGAACACCAGCGUCCUCUGUGGAGGAGGGAUCCGCACCAGGGAGGUCUACUGCGUCCAGGUCCCCGACCCGUCAGCCCCCCAUCACAGGAAGGAGGUGUCGCGGCCCGUGAGCGCCGGGCUGUGUGCGGGGGAGGAGCCUCCCUCUGUGGUCCAGCUCUGCUCGCUGCCCUGCCCCCAGCCGUGCCUGCUGUCCCCCUGGUCCGCCUGGGAAGCCUGCCUGCCUGACAGCUGCCUGCAGCCCCAGGAGUCCCAGUUGAAGAAAGGCUUCAGACACCGCAGGCGCCGGGUGCUGUGGGAGCCGGCGGACCUGCCCUCCAAGGCCUGCCCCCACCUGCUGGAGUCGGCCCAGUGCGAGGAACCCUCCUGCUACCUGUGGCGCGUGCGGCCCCUCGAGGACUGCGUGCCCGGCGAAAGCGCCUGCGGACCGGGCACCGCCCGCCAGAACGUGACCUGCGUCGACACCGAAGGCGCCGAGGUCCCGGAGACCCGGUGUGCAGGGGAGCCUCCCCCGGCCUCCCUGCCGUGCGAGGUGCCGUGCCCCGGGGACUGCGUGGUCGCCCCCUGGGGCCCCUGGACCAGCUGCUCCCACCCCUGUGGCCCCCGGCGCCCGGACAGCCGCCAGACCCGCACCCGCUCCGUGGUGGCCCUCCCCGGGCAGGGCGGCAGAGGGUGUCCAGGAGGCCCCGCCCUGGAGGAGUGGCGGCCUUGCAGCGAUCACCCGUGCGCGCCCGUCUUCUGGCACGCCCGGUCGUGGGGCCCCUGCGUGGAGGACUCGGGGGUCAAUGCCAUCAACGGCACCGGCUUCUGGAACGCGACCCCCGACUGCACGGAGGGCGUCCAGAUCCGCGCGGUGGACUGCGUGAAGGCCGGCACCGGGCACGUCGUCAGCAAACGGUGUCCGGACUCUGCUCGGCCAGAUACCCUGCGACCGUGUGUGCUGCCCUGUAGGAGAGACUGCGUCGUGACGCCCUUCAGCGAAUGGACAGCCUGCCCCACCCACUGCACACAAGCGAACGCCACGGCGGCCACGCAGUCCCGAUACCGGACAGUGAUCCGGAGAGCGGCCCACGGCGGGCAGGAGUGUCCGGACACACUCUACGAAGAGAGAGAAUGUGAAUCUCUUCCCUUGUGUCCAGUCUACAGGUGGAAGACGAGCAAGUGGCACAGCUGCACGCUGGUUCCCGGUUCCGUUCGGCAAGGCGUGGCCGCCCCUGGGGAACCGUGUGGAAACGGUCUGGAGACGAGAGGGCUCAGCUGCAGCAGCGAGGAGGAGGAGGAGGCGGUGCCGAUCGCGGCGUGCCUGCGGUGGGCGGGGCCGGCGCCGCCCCAGGUCCGGGAGUGUCGCGUGGCCUGCCGGGACGACUGCGUCCUGACCGCCUGGUCCAAGUUCUCCGACUGCUCCGGCUGCGGCGGCUCCCGGACUCGCCGUCGGUCCCCCUCAGGCCGGAGCAAGAAGAAGGACCGCUGCCUGAAGGAGACGGCGUUCCCGCUGGCGGAGACGGAGGACUGCCCUUGCGACGACUUCCUGUCCCAGCCGCACGGCAACUGGUCGGCCUGCGUGCUGCCGGUCCCCACGGCCCCGCCCGGGGCCCUGCGGGGCUGGGGCCGGUACAACCGGAGGAAGGAGUGCGGCCCCGGACUCCGCUUUAAGGCCCUGGCCUGCGUGGACCGCAGCGGGCGCCUGGUGGACCCCACGCUCUGCACACACUCAGGCUACGAGACGGAGGUGUGCCACGUCCCGUGCCCCCUGGACUGCAAGCUGAGCGCCUGGACGGCGUGGACGGCCUGCAGCGCCCCCUGUGGCGGGGGCCUGAAGACCAGGUCCAAGUGGCUCCGCGAGAAGGCCUUCAACGGCGGCCGGCCCUGCCCCAAGCUGGACAUGAAGAACCAGGCCCAGGUGUACGAGGCGUUGCCGUGCUACAGCGAGUGCGGCCGCUACGUGUGGCGUGCUGAGCCCUGGUCCAUGUGCAACAUCAACGCCGUCGACGCGCAGCCUUCCUGCGGAGAGGGGGCACAGAGCCGCAAGAUCAGGUGUGUGUUGAGGGCAGCGGGAGAGGGCGGGGAGGCGACCAGCGUGGACGACUCCCUCUGCGACCAGGAGGAGGUCCCGGCAGCGGCCAGGGUCUGCGUGCUGCCCUGUCCCGGGGACUGCGUGGUCGCACCCUGGGGAGCCUGGAGCCACUGCCCCCCGUCCUGUGACCAGGGCGCGGCGAACCGGACCAGAAGCAGACAAGUCCUGAGACUCCCGGCCUCCACUGCCUCGCUGUGCCCAGAGCUGGUCCAGUCUGAGCCCUGCCUCACCAACACCACCUGCUUCCUGUACCAGUACAGGGCCACAGACUGGAGCACCUGCCAGCUGAGUGGCCACGCCGUGUGUGGGCGGGGCUUCCGCACGCGCCUGCUGGACUGUUUCCGCAGCGACGGGAAGCUGUUCGAGGCCGGCGUGUGCCAACAGCUCGGCCUCCCAAACGAGUGGAAGCUGUCCGAGAGCUGCGAGGUUUCCUGCCCCGUCAGCUGCCUCCUCUCCGAUUGGUCGCCCUGGACGGAAUGUUCGCACAGCUGCGGCAACGAAGGUCAGACCACGCGCUCCAGGAGGGUCCUCCAUCCGGCUGAGGAGGAGGGGCGUCCGUGUCCGGGCCAGCUCCUCCAGACCAGGUCCUGUCCCAUCAGGCCGUGCUACUCCUGGCUGCUCAGCCCCUGGUCCCAGUGCACCGUGGAGGGAGCGGACUGCGGCGAGGGGAUGAGGAGGCGGAGCCUGUCGUGCGUGGUGCAGUGGGCCACCGGCUCCUCCACCCUCUCCACCCAGCCGGUGGCCGACCGUCUGUGUGGAGACAGGGUGCUGCGCCACAGCCAGCAGGAGAUGGAGCUGCCUUGCUUCGUGCCCUGCCCAGGAGACUGUCAUCUGACGGAGUGGUCGUCAUGGAGCUCCUGUCAGCUGACCUGCCUGGAGGGGCGGAGCUUCGAGACCACUGGGCGUCAGGCUCGCUCCCGGGCCGUCAUCAUCCAGGUUCUGGAGAACCAGGACAGCUGCCCCCGACAGGUGUUCCAGACCCAGCCCUGCACAGGGGGGCGGUGCUACGACUUCCACUGGCGGACGGGCGGCUGGAGGGACAACGCCAGGGAGGUGUGGUGCCAGCGCUCCGACGGCCUCAACGUCACAGGGGGGUGCUUCUCUCAGAACAGCCCAACCACGGUGCGCUACUGUCACCCUCCGUGCACCAAACCUUUCUCCCGUUGCACACCGAGUGGGGUGUGCGGGUGUGAGCGCGGUUACACGGAGGUGAUGACUGCGCACGGUUUCCUGGACUACUGCACCAGAACUCCGGGCGCGGACCACAAGAAGGCCGACGUGAAGACCAACUCCGGGAGGUUCCGACCGGGACCGCCACACACCCAGGACUUCUUCAGUGAGUGGUCUUUGCGACCCGUGGGCCCAGAUGGAAGACUUAGGCUGUGGGUUUACGGCGUCACUGCGGUUGGAUUCAUCCUAAUACUGUUUGUAAUUACUGUAUCAUUCCUGCUCUGUAAACCCUUCAAGCCCCCCAAGUCGUCCUCCCCGCCCCAGAAGGCGCUGACCCUGGCCUACGACGGCGACGCCGACAUGUGACCCCGCCUCUCGUUCACCUCCGCGAGAAAACGCAGCUGGCCCGGAACAGACGCAGACCCCCCCCCCCCCCUCCCUGCAGACUCUUUUCCCACACCGCAUUGCCUACCACCCACCCACUCCAUCUGGCUGUUGGUCUGUCCGUACCACUGUUGCUCCGGGGUCGGUGGCGGUCAUUAGCCGGACGUUCGGCGACCAGCGGACGCGUCACGCCUCGUGGGUUGAGCAACAAGUUUAAAGACUGACCCGUCCCGUGCUCUCGAACACGGGACGAACCCGACGGCCGUAGUCCCAUCGUGUCCAAAAUGCUAUCGUGUCGUCCCGAAUGAUUGGAUUUCAGUCUCUAAAACUCUUUUGACAGACUAUAACGUACAGAGAAAAUGUUCUCUUGUGGACUUUGUACGCAUCGAGAUGCCUUCGUGAAGAGGUGUGUUAGGGACUAAACGCAGAUUCCUCCAACCCCAAGGAGGGUUCCUGUUUGCUGGAGACAGGCACCUGUGUGGUGGAGACAGGCACCUGUGUGAUGGAGACAGGCACCUGUGUGAUGGAGACAGGCACCUGUGUGGUGGAGACAGGCACCUGUGUGGUGGAGACAGGCACCUGUGUGAUGGAGACAGGCACACUUGUGGGCUAGAGACAGGCAUCCGUCGCCUUGGUGAGGCAGACACAGUUCAGAGACUGGGGAAGUUGGACCAAUGGAACAUGUGGAUGUUUGAUUUGUGGGACUUUUAAAGAUAUCUCAAUAGGUCCCAUGUUGUGAAACAAAGCCUUUGUUUGACAAACUGAUCGAAAAGAAAAAGAGCUCUAUGCACUACAUUAGUGCUUAUUCAUUUUUCUGUUUCUUGAUUUUAUUUCAAACAACUUUUCUAGUGUUUAAACUGUAACGGUGGGUUGAAUUGUGUUUAUGUUUACGAUGCCAUAUUUGGUUGUGGGUAUGGUUGAUUGUGUGUGUGUGGGUGAUUGUGCGUGCGUUUGUGUGCAUGCAUGUGUGUGUAGGGAUUCUGAGUAAACCAAAUGCAAGCUUGCCUUGACUUUUUCUUUUAGUACUAACAUAGUGACCCACAAUUUCUCCCAACUCUCGUCAAAGGUAUGACUAAAUUACAUUUAAAAGUGGUUUGGUUUUGUUUGUAAGGAAAUGAAUCGCAUAAUGCCAUCUAGGUGUUUUAAAUCUGUGAAUCUGUUCAGCACAACAUCAGGGACCAUGUACUCAUGGUAAUUGAAAGAACUAAGUGAUUGACUUGAAUGUAUUUAUUUAUAUAUUUAUUUACCAUGGAUAUUUGUCGUUUUUCACGAUGAAGACAAUGUGGGUUUAUGCUGAUGAUUUAUUCUUCUUAUUCAUUCUUAAUUUGUGUUUUCUAUAAAUCUUUCAUUCUGCUGCCAUGACAACAACAAAAUAAAGAGCGGAAAAGGGUGAUCUUUUAUGCAGUCCAGACCAGAGGAGUGCUUCAAAUUCAAAUCACUUACAGCCCGGUAGUAUGGCAAUGCUUUCCACCAGCACUCUUUACAAAUCACUGCAUCCUCUGAACCCAAAUAAUCUCAAACUGCUGACCGCAUUAUUCAUCAGACCCAGAAUUGAAAAUUCAUGCAUAUUUUUUUAAACUGUAAUCAUAGGUUGUCUUCUUGCACUUAAGUGUACCGCUUAACCAAUUGAGUUUCGUUGUUUCUUUUAAAUUUAUUUUUCAAUUGUGAAUCCCAAAAGUUUUUUCACAAAUAACUAUAAUCUAUCUGGUUGUUAGAAUCGUUCAAGAACGAUUCUAUUUCAACAGCCAUUGUAUGUAUGCAUGCUUGAUCUUUUCUGGUUUGAAGCUACAAGUGACCUUGCAAUGACCCCGUUUUACAUGGUACCAAAACAUUUGAUUGCUGUUUACUUUAGAUAUGUUUCCAUUGAUAUUUGGCUCGUCAAAAUGACAGAAUACAGAUGACGUUCAAGAUAUUUCAUUUGGGACAUGACCAACGUGUUAUGGAUUUCUCAAAGACCAAAUGAUUGGCCGCCUUCUGAUAUCUUCUCUAUUAGAGGUUGCAGCCAACCACUUUGAGGCCUGUCAUGUCAGACUUAUCAUUUUCAUGGCCGUUAUUACAGAGUAUUUGGACUGUAUGUUAAACCAUUAUUUACACUGAUAUCAAACCAUUUGUGUGUCUAUCGUGUGUAUCUGGUUGGGGAAAGAGAUGGUGACAAAGGCAAAUAAAUUGUUGUACAUUCUA
Molecule: messenger RNA, 7398 nt
Organism: Gadus morhua (Atlantic cod)
Lineage: Eukaryota; Metazoa; Chordata; Actinopteri; Gadiformes; Gadidae
Gene: thsd7ba
Product: thrombospondin, type I, domain containing 7Ba
Exons: 29
Coding region: 163-5199 (1678 amino acids)
Biological process (GO): actin cytoskeleton organization
Cellular component (GO): plasma membrane
Source: RefSeq, a predicted model, not a curated record